This is a messenger RNA of Cololabis saira (Pacific saury), 7130 nucleotides long. Its product is annotated as collagen alpha-1(XI) chain-like. The transcript has 68 exons. Gene Ontology annotation, molecular function: extracellular matrix structural constituent; heparin binding. NCBI's taxonomy places the organism in Eukaryota, Metazoa, Chordata, Actinopteri, Beloniformes, Belonidae. The record is from RefSeq and is a predicted model, not a curated record. The coding region runs from base 297 to 5750 and encodes 1817 amino acids.
ACUUUCAGUGGGUCGGGAGUUUGUCCUGCCUCCUCCUCCCGGUGCGCGCAACUCUCGGAGAGCCAAGUCUCUUGCGCUUUUUUCAUGAAAGCCCUUUUGCCAUCAGUGUGAGAGCUACGCUCAAGGAGGAGAGGAUCCGAAGGGGCCCCAGUCUGGCCGAGAGAUAACACCCGGUAUACUUCCACACAUGGCUGCUGUAGUAUAAACCACAUCUUUUCGUUUGGAUUUUGGAAAGGGACCCGAAGUUUUGAAAAGAAAGUCGCCCGUUUUCAGUAACUUGCUGCGGGGCGCUCACCAUGGAGAUGCAAAGAUGGAGCACCAGGUGGAAAACGAAAAGGUGGCAAUGGAAUUCGACGCUAGCCACUGUAGUCACGUUAAUUGUAAUCCUACAAGCUGCCAGUGUAAAAGCAGCUGAACCCGUGGAUGUACUGAAGGUGCUAGAUUUCAAGAGCUCUCCUGAAGGAGUACGGAAAACACAGGGCUUCUGCACUUUCCGCAAAGGGUCCAAACCGGACAUCGCUUACAGAGUGGGCAAAAAGGUUCAGCUCAGCGCUCCGACCAAACAGCUCUUCCCAGGGGGGGUUUUCCCAGAAGAUUUCUCUAUCCUGUUCACCAUCAAGCCCAAGGCUGGACUCCAGUCCUUCCUUCUGUCCGUGUACAACCAGCAAGGCCUGCAGCAGCUGGGCAUGGAGGUGGGCCGUGCCCCCGUCUUCGUGUACGAGGACCAGCAUGGCAAGCCUUCCCCUGAGGAGUACCCCUUGUUCCGCUCCAUCAACCUUGCUGAUGGCAAAUGGCAUCGAGUAGCUGUCAGUGUGGAGAAGAAGAGCGUCACCAUCAUUGUGGACUGUAAGAAGAAGGUAACCAGGCCUCUGAAGAGAAGCGACCAGGCUGUGAUCAGCACAGAGGGCAUUACCGUCUUUGGCACCAGAAUCCUGGACGACGAGGUCUUUGAGGGUGACAUCCAGCAACUGUUAAUAGUGGCAGACCCCAGGGCCGCCCACGACUACUGUGAACACUACAGCCCCGACUGUGAAACCCCCAACCACCACGACACCCCACAGGCUCAGGAACCCGAGGACGAGUACACCAACUAUGAGUAUGGCGAGUUCUAUGACUACACUGAAGGAGAGGUUGUCACUGAUGCUCCCCCGACUGAUGAUGUGAAGACUGAGGCAAAUGCGGGGGGAGAAUACUACGCUGAAGAGUACGACUACAGCCCAGUCGAUGGCAGUCAGCCUGACACGCCCACUGAGACAGUCGGGCAAGGCCAGAACUACGAUGGGGAGAUCGUGGAUGAUUACAUCACUGGUGUGGAACAGGUCGGCGUGGACCCAACUGCUGCCGAGGAAACCGGCGUGUCAGUGGACUCCCAAACGGCCGUGGACUCUGCUACUGACCCCAAUGAGUUCAAGGAAUACGACAUGAAGAAUUACGACAACAAAGGAGCUGCGGAUCCACAGUACGACUAUGAUUACGGAGAUUAUGCUUCCCCUGAUCCCAAACCUACGUCAGGAGCGGAGGAGGAGGAGGAGUUCGGUCCCGGGGUCCCAGGCUUCAGAGAGAGUGUGGGUGGGAGUCAGAGUUACCUGGGAGAAAAAGGAGAGAAGGGUGAACCUGCUGUCAUCGAGCCGGGGAUGCUUAUAGAAGGACCCCCAGGAGCCCCUGGCCCAGCAGGUGUUCCUGGUACCCCAGGAUUGCACGGACCCCUAGGUCAGCCAGGAGAUCCUGGUGAGAGGGGCCCUCCAGGGCGUCCAGGUAUUCCUGGUUCAGAUGGUGUUCCCGGGCCUCCAGGUACCAUCCUGAUGCUUCCAUUCCGUGCAGGGGGCGAGGCACACAAGGGGCCCGUGGUGACGGCCCAGGAGGCCCAGGCUCAGGCCAUCCUGUCCCAGGCUAGACUGACGAUGAGAGGUCCUCCAGGGCCCAUGGGCAUGUCAGGAAGAUCUGGUCCUUUGGGACGUCCUGGAGCUUCUGGACUUAAAGGUGACUCCGGUGAAAAUGGGCCACAGGGACCUAGAGGUCUUCAGGGUCCAACUGGCUCACCAGGAAAACUAGGAAAAAGGGGUCGCAAUGGUGCUGACGGUGCACGAGGAAUGCCUGGAGAGUCGGGGGGCAAGGGCGACCGUGGUUUCGAUGGCCUCCCUGGUCUUCCUGGAGAGAAAGGACACAGAGGAGAAAUGGGCUCCACAGGUCCUCCAGGAUCCCCAGGAGAAGAUGGCCCAAGAGGUGAAGAUGGCCAGGUUGGGCAGAGAGGUGUGGCAGGAGAGAGUGGGCCUAGAGGUUUACUUGGGCCCAGAGGGUCUCCUGGUACACCAGGACAGCCUGGUCUUUCCGGACUAGAUGGGCCUGCCGGUCCCAAAGGAAACAUGGGUAUACAAGGAGAAGGGGGACCCCCUGGGCAACAGGGUCUGCCUGGUCCACAUGGUCUUGUUGGUCCUCAAGGUCCAAUCGGGGGGCCUGGUGAAAAAGGACCUAAUGGAAAACAAGGUCUGGCUGGACUCGCAGGUGCCGACGGACCUCCUGGUCACCCAGGCAAAGAGGGCCCUGCAGGCGACAAAGGAACAUCUGGUUUUCCUGGUCCCAUGGGAUCCAUUGGCUAUCCCGGACCUCGUGGCGUCAAAGGUGCUGAGGGAAUUAGAGGCCUUAAAGGCGACAGAGGAGAAAAGGGAGAAGAUGGAUUCCCUGGCUUCAAAGGAGACAUGGGCAUCAAGGGUGACAAGGGCGAGGGUGGUUCACAAGGACCCAGAGGAGAAGAUGGCCCUGAAGGUCCUAAGGGCAAAUCAGGCCCCUCUGGAGAGUCUGGUUCCAUGGGUUUAGCAGGCGAGAAGGGAAAACUUGGAGUCCCUGGAUUGCCUGGGUACCCUGGAAGACAAGGCCCCAAGGGCUCCACCGGCUUCAAUGGAUUCCCUGGAGCAAACGGCGAAAAAGGAGCAAGGGGAAUUGCAGGCAAAGCGGGCCCUCGAGGGCAGCGUGGCCCGACGGGUCCACGGGGCGGACGAGGAGCUCGAGGACCAACCGGAAAGCCUGGUGCAAAGGGCACCUCGGGCAAUGACGGACCUCCCGGCCCCCCAGGAGAGCGGGGACCCCAAGGACCACAGGGACCAAACGGUUUGCCUGGACCCAAAGGACCUAAUGGCCCGCCAGGGAAAGAUGGACUGCCCGGUCAUCCUGGACAGAGGGGGGAGACGGGUUUCCAAGGAAAGACUGGACCCCCAGGACCAGGUGGGGUGGUUGGACCUCAGGGACCAACUGGAGAAACAGGACCAAGUGGAGAGCGAGGACACCCGGGCUCCCCUGGUCCACCUGGAGAGCAAGGUCUGCCUGGAGCUGCUGGAAAAGAGGGCGGAAAGGGGGAUCCAGGUCUUCAGGGUCCGUCUGGCAAGGUGGGACCUCCCGGCCUGAGGGGCUUCCAAGGGACCAGAGGUCUUCCAGGAGCCAUGGGUCCAGGUGGCUUAAAGGGAGGAGAAGGACCCCAGGGUCCGGGGGGGCCCAACGGCUCUCCUGGAGAGAGAGGCCCCGCCGGCCCCGGAGGGCCCAUCGGUCUGACGGGACGGAACGGUCCGCAGGGACCGCCUGGCCCCGCUGGAGAAAAGGGAUCUCCCAGAAGGGGUCCCAUGGGCCCCGCCGGCCGUGAUGGCAUCCAAGGUCCCGUAGGGCUUCCCGGGCCUGCUGGCCCACAGGGGCCCCCUGGAGAGGACGGUGACAAGGGAGAAGUCGGUGGACCUGGACAGAAAGGAAGCAAAGGAGACAAGGGUGAACUUGGUCCACCAGGCCCGAGUGGUCUCCAGGGCGUGGUCGGAGCUCCUGGUCCAGCUGGCAGCGAUGGCGAGGCAGGUCCCAGAGGACAGCAGGGGAUGUUUGGCCAGAAAGGAGACGAGGGAGCCAGAGGAUUCCCCGGUUUACCAGGACCCAUCGGACUGCAGGGUUUGCCCGGCCCUCCCGGUGAGAAGGGAGAGAAUGGAGACGUUGGAGCAAUGGGUCCACCAGGUCCUCCCGGCCCCAGAGGCCCUCAAGGCUCAAGCGGAGCUGAUGGUGCUCCAGGUCCUCCCGGUGGUAUCGGUUCAAUGGGAGCUGUUGGUGAGAAGGGAGAAAAUGGUGAGGCUGGCAACCCAGGACCACCUGGAGAGAUCGGUAUUGGAGGACCUCGAGGAGAGUUUGGAGAGAAGGGAGAAUCUGGCCCCCCUGGAGCUGCCGGCCCCGCCGGAGCCCGAGGACCCGGUGGAGAUGACGGUCCCAAGGGUAAUCCUGGACCCGUGGGCUUCCCAGGAGAUCCCGGUCCCCCCGGUGAGCCUGGUGCUGGUGGUCUUGAUGGUUUACCUGGUGAAAAAGGUGACGAUGGAGAGGCUGGAGCACCAGGCCCUGCUGGUCCAUCUGGUGAAGCUGGAGUACCAGGACCUCCUGGCAAAAGGGGAUCUAUUGGACCUGCAGGUAAAGAGGGCAGACAAGGAGAAAAGGGAUCCAAGGGAGAACUUGGAGCCGAGGGACCUGUUGGGAAGACCGGUCCUGUAGGACCUCAAGGACCCCCUGGAAAAGCUGGCGCUGAGGGUCUGCGUGGAAUCCCCGGACCUGUUGGUGAGCAAGGACUCAAUGGUGCCGGUGGUCAAGAUGGCCCUCCUGGACCGCUGGGACCUCCUGGACUUCUUGGAAUGAAAGGUGACUCUGGAUCCAAAGGAGAGAAGGGUCACCCCGGUCUGAUUGGUCUGAUCGGACCUCCUGGUGAAUCCGGAGAGAAGGGAGACCGAGGUCUGCCUGGACCUCAGGGUUUAUCCGGUGGGAAGGGUGAAAUUGGCCUUGGCGGCGGACACGGUCCUCUCGGCCCUCCUGGUCCUCCUGGAAUUCCUGGAGCUCAAGGACAAAAGGGAUCCAAGGGGUCAUCUGGUACAUCUGGCCAGAAGGGAGACUCUGGACUGAUCGGGCCACCUGGACCACCUGGUCCUCCCGGAGACAUCAUCCAGCCGCUGCCCAUCCAGCAGCCCGGCAGGAAGACCAGGCGGCACACUGACGUGCAGGGAGACGAGGCCAUGUCUGACUACGGUGAUAGUGUGGCCAUGGAGGGGAUGGAGGAUGUCUUCGGGUCACUUAACAACCUCAAACAGGACAUUGAGCGCAUGAAAUUCCCCAUGGGCACCGAGGACAACCCGGCCAGGACCUGCAAUGACCUGCACCUCAGCCAGCCCGACUACCCCGACGGUGAAUACUGGAUCGAUCCAAACCAGGGCUGCCUUGGAGACGCCAUCAAAGUGAUCUGUAACUUCACAGCAGGAGGAGAGACAUGCAUCCACCCAGACAAGAAAUCCUCAGGAGUAAGAAUAUCCAACUGGCCAAAGGAAUCUCCAGGUUCAUGGUUCAGUGAAUUUAAACGUGGAAAAAUCUUGAGCUACGUGGACGUGGGAGGAAACAGCAUCAACUCAGUCCAGAUGACCUUCCUGAAGCUCCUGAGCUCCUCCGCUCGGCAGAACUUCACCUACAUUUGCCAUCAGUCUGUGGGCUGGUACGACGCCAAGGCCGACAACUACGACAAGGCGCUGCGCUUCCUGGGCUCCAACGAUGAGGAAAUGUCUUACGACAACAAUGCGUUCAUCAAGCCGCUCAUGGACGGCUGCUCGCUGAAGCAGGGCUAUUCAAGGACUGUGAUGGAAAUCAACACUCCCCGUAUUGACCAGUUGCCCAUACUUGACGUCAUGCUGAAUGACUUUGGGGACUCCAACCAGAGGUUUGGCUUUGAGGUCGGCCCUGUCUGUUUCCUCGGCUAGACACGCCCCGACUCCGCCGCUGAAGGACAGGGUCAAGAGGAAGAUCAACUCAAACCCGGAGAAGAAGCAGCAGCGUGCCCCCAGGCCCUGUCAUGAAAGUGCUGACAAGGGGAAAACUCCUCCUCGCCCUUGUAGGGCCAGAAUCACAUGACUUUACCUUGUAAUGGGAGUGACAUCAGGAAAAGGACAUUUCACGCCGUGGUGGACAGUGACGCACUUUCAGCAACAGAGAGCGGAUCCACUCACCUCGAGUAGCAUCCUCCCUUGUACUCCCCUUCCCGUUCCCAUCAUGCCUCGCUCUCUGGAUGCUCCAAGUGCCGCUCUGAAUUCAUCCACAGAGUUUCUUUUGUGCAGAAUCACAAAACUCUCAAGGUGCUACAGAAAGUGCUUUUUGAUAAAACUGUAAUUAAUAUUAUUAUUAUUAUUUUGUGUAAUAAUGUUCCUCUCCAAAUCCACUCUCAAAUUUUGCAUGUUGGCUCUGAAAGUUUGAUUAAACAUCUGGUAAACUGUGCUAGAAUAAAUCCUCUGGAUAUAUUUAAUGUCUCUUAAGAACACAUUUGUUGAGAAAUAUGUCUCUUGAAAACAUACAUUUGACAAACACCUCAAUUUUGAAUAUGAAAUAAUCCUUUUGUAAAUAAUAAGUUUCAUUAUUUGACUUAUAGGAAAUUAAAAAGACCUUGAACACCAGCCCUUACUCCAAAAACAUUUUGUAUUUUUUGUCAUGACAUACCAGUUAGUAUACCCACGAGGAAAUCAAGCCAUAAUGAGAUAGUAAUAUAAAUAUUCAGAGAAAAGGCUUAUUCUUCUAGGUAGCUGUUAUACCUCAGUUUCUUUGAAAAUUGUUGACAUUUUUUUCUCUACAACCAUGUUCUCUCGAACAUAGACAAAAAUUUGGUCGUUUACGACUCCGGAAAACCAGUCUUACAUGGUUCAAAAUUGCCUAGUAUUUUUUUUUUUUGUGAAAUCAGAAACAGGCCCUGUAGAUAUUUUCUUUGUAACAAUGAACAAAAUGUUUUUUUCUCGUGCUUUGAAUUGUUCAUUCAAAAAUAUUAAAACUGGGUUCUAAAAAAUGUUGGGUUGAAUGUCUGUAUUGUUGGCUGUUUGAGGGCAGAAAACCAGUUCCUUCUUGCUCUUUCUUGUGAUUCUGCGCUUCCUGAUACAUAUCAUCUUUGAUUAGGACGACUAUUUGGGUUCCUUUUGAUUGACUUUCACCUUUACUUUUCUCAGAUUUGACAUUAAAUAAGAUCUGUUUGCAUCUCCACUUCCUUAGCUUGAAGCUAUGAUAGCCAAGACUUGAGACCGCUUUCAAACCUGUGUAAUUACAGUAUGUGUACAACUCAUGUACAAGUGAAAUAAAUUUUUGGUGCUUUGCCAAGUGCA